UCAGCCGUGAAACAGUGAUUCUGUUCAAAUUCCCUUUAAAGGAACCGUGUGUAGGAUUGUGGCCUAAACUGGUACUGCAGUCACUAUAAAAAUACUGCAGAGCGGUGUAUCCCCUCCCCCUCCCCCCUGACUCGAGGUUGCCAGAUAAGCUGCAGGAUUCAGCAGAAACGUAGGCUGCUUCAUCGAGCUUCCAAUGGCAGGUGACGAACAGACGUACACACCUGAUUUAGACCUCAGUUAUGAGGUGCCCGCUGUCCUAAGUGAGGCUGAUGAGAGCUGGGAAGGCGAGAGGAGGCGCAGACAAAGGAAAAGAAGAGCAAAGGGGAGAGGGACAAGAGUAGAGCGUGCAGGUCUUGGUCCAGGAGACAAAGAGCAGAGAGAAGGAGAGAAUUUAGAGGGAGGAGAUGGACCAGGUGGAAGAGGCCAGAGAGCUGGAAGAGAGAGUGCAGAUGUUUCAGGUGGAAAAGGAGAGAGUGUGGGCCCUGCACCAGGUGACAGAGGCCAGAGAGGUGGAAGAGGCCAGAGAGGUGGAAGAGGUCAGAGAGGUGGAAGAGGAGAUAAUGCAGGUCCAAGUACUGGAGUUGGCAGCAGAGGAAGGAAAGGGAAAGGAGGCAGAGAUGCAGAGGAAGAGAACAGAGUUCAGAUGAUCCAAAUUGACCGAAGGGUCUGGACAGAGGUUUGUUUCCAGAAUAUGCUAGCUACACAAUUGAUAGAUUCUAGUAAAAUUAUGGCUUGUGAUAAGUAGCCACCAUUUGAAUCAAUGUUAGCAUCUUUGUUAUUUUUAAUCAAAUGUAAAUAACACAUUUUCUAUUAUGGUUUGUUUACUUAGGCACUCAUUCAGGGCAUGAGUGAAGUGAGGCUACGAGCACUAGCAACCCAGGUCUUCUCCCGGAAUCCUGGAUUAGUUUUUGAUGCACUUCCUCAAUUGGACAGCACAACCCCACCUAACGCUGCUCUUCCAUGGUGCACCUGUGGGAACUGCAGGGAAAUGGCCACAGACGCUGAAAGGAAAUGCUGUGGCCAGGGGCCUGACUACUGCAUCAGCAAAUUGGCACAUUUUGAUCUGUAUUGUCUGGAAGAUGGUUAUUUGCGUAUUCACAGAGAUUACAGAAAUGAUAUGUUGGUGGUAGCUGAAGUUAUAGAGCCAGGAGAUGAUAACAGACAAUUUAGGUAUGCUGCUUAUCGUCAAUACAUCUUUUGGCAGCAUGGGUCACUGGGUCUGGGUAACCGUCGUGUUAUUCCCAGCUGCUGUAUAUGGAAAAUAAGGGACAAAUACCCUGACCCCCAAGGCCAGUACACUGGCUUUGUACCCAGCAU
This is a messenger RNA of Carassius auratus (goldfish), 1317 nucleotides long. RefSeq names its product scavenger receptor class A member 5-like. The record is from RefSeq and is a predicted model, not a curated record. The coding region runs from base 194 to 745 and encodes 183 amino acids. NCBI's taxonomy places the organism in Eukaryota, Metazoa, Chordata, Actinopteri, Cypriniformes, Cyprinidae. The transcript has 2 exons.